CGCGCGCUGCGACGCACCGCACGCCGAAGGAAACAUGCCGAAACUCACCGGCCUCCCCGAGCCGACGUUCACGAUCCCCGUGGACAGCGAGCACAAGGCGAAAUCCUUGAACAUCUUCUCCUUCAACCACCCGCAUCAUGCGUCCUUCCACAUGUCGUGGUUGGGAUUCUUCGUCUCGUUCGUCUCCACGUUCGCGGCGGCGCCGCUGGCGGCGAUCAUCCGCGACGACCUCGGGAUGACGAAACCUGACCUCGGCACCGCGGGCCUCGCCGCGGUCACGGGCACGAUCGGCGCUCGAGUCAUCAUGGGCUCCGUCUGCGAUGCCGUCGGCCCCCGGUACGGCCUCGCCAUCGUACUCAUGGUCACCGCGCCGUUCUGCUUUUGCAUGAGCUUCGUGCAAACCGCGGCCGGGUUCCUCGUCUGCCGCCUCGGCAUCGGGUUAGGCCUCGCGACGUUCGUCGCGUGCCAGUUCUGGAUGUCCUGCAUGUUCAACGGCAAGUGCGUCGGCAUCGCGAACGCGACCGCCGCGGGCUGGGGCAACCUCGGCGGCGGCGUCACGCAAUUCAUGAUGCCGGUCAUCUACCUCGGCAUGCUCGCCGGCACCGAAGGCCGGACGUUCACCGCGUGGAGGUGGGCGUACAUCGUCCCCGGUCUCUUGCACACGCUCGUGGGAAUGGCCGUGAUGUGGUUCGGUCAAGACCUCCCGGACGGGCAGUACAAGUUCCUCCACGACUCCGGUCAGAUCGAGAAGAAGGACCCGUUCAAGGUGCAGCUCCUCGGCGCGAAAAACUACCGCAUGUGGUGCAUGGUCGCGACGUACGGCUUCUGCUUCGGCGUCGAGCUCACGAUGAACAACAUCGUCGCCGGGUACCUUUUUGAUCAGUUCGAACUCUCCCUCACCACCGCGGGCACGCUCGCGUCGUGCUACGGCCUCAUGAACCUCUUCGCGCGCUCUCUCGGCGGGUUCGCGUCCGACCAGGCGUCCAAACGCUUCGGCAUGCGCGGCCGUCUCUGGUGUCUCUGGUUGAUCCAAACCUUCGAGGGAUUCCUCUGCAUCAUGAUGGCCCUCGCGAAGGACAGCCUCGGCUUGACCAUCUUCUGGAUGGUCUGUUUCUCCAUCUCCGUCCAAGCCGCGGAGGGCGCGUCCUACGGCGUCGUGCCUUUCAUCACUCGCAGGGCGCUCGGCGUCGCGUCCGGAUACAUCGGCGCCGGCGGGAACGCCGGCUCGACGAUCUGCAUGGCGCUGUUCUUCACGUCCGCGAGCAUCGAAACGUACGAUGGCAUCAUGUACAUGGGCAUCGCGAUCAUUUGCGUCACUUUACUCGUCAUCCCGAUUCACUUCCCGAUGUGGGGCUCCAUGUUCUUCCCCGGAAAUCCGAACAUCUCGGAGGAGGAUUACUACAUCAAGAACGACUUCACCGAGGAGGAAAUCAAAGAAGGCCUCGCGGUCCCGGUGCAGAAGUUCUGCGACAACUGCCACAACGAGCGCCCGCGCAGGUACCGCGAUGACGUGGUGUCCGCGACGGCGACGAAGGUGUAAAUGCGGACGGGCCAAACCUGCCGGUUUGCUAGAUUCGGUUGACGAUUCUUUCGACGAUUCUUUCGACGACUUCCGCGGAGACGCGGCGGCGAAUAAAAAAUAAAACGCGCGCGCGCGAGCGGAGACUUGCGACGCGCUCACCAUUUGCCCACUGUAGAGUUGAUUUUUUAUUGUACAUUAAGCGCUCACGUCAUGUGUUCACUACGCCGCGCACGUCGCCGCGCCUCGUGUGUACUUCGAGCGCGCGCGCGAGUGACAGACAGUUUCACGAGCGAUGUACUAUU
Messenger RNA from Micromonas pusilla CCMP1545, 1824 nucleotides. It is a transcript of the gene NRT2.1, whose product is annotated as major facilitator superfamily. Gene Ontology annotation, molecular function: nitrate transmembrane transporter activity. NCBI's taxonomy places the organism in Eukaryota, Viridiplantae, Chlorophyta, Mamiellophyceae, Mamiellales, Mamiellaceae. Gene Ontology annotation, biological process: transmembrane transport. The record is from RefSeq and is a predicted model, not a curated record. The coding region runs from base 35 to 1540 and encodes 501 amino acids. The transcript has 2 exons.